Nycticebus coucang (slow loris) is the source of this 4139-nucleotide messenger RNA. Its product is annotated as translation initiation factor IF-2-like. Bases 1825 to 2520 code for a protein of 231 amino acids. The record is from RefSeq and is a predicted model, not a curated record. Lineage: Eukaryota; Metazoa; Chordata; Mammalia; Primates; Lorisidae. The transcript has 2 exons.
UUUUUGCAUGUUUUGCUUAAUUAAUCUUUUAUGAAACUCUUCUAUAAUUAAAACUUAAAGUCUUAAACUUACAAGGUAGGCAAGUAUGAAAGUAAUAAAGCUAGCCCUUACAUAGUUUGCACUAUAUAUAGACAUAUAUUUAAUUGCUUUUAUGUAUAAAUGUACUUAAUCCACCCAAUAACCCCAUAGUAUGUAGAUUUGUCAUUUUUAUUUUUUAAGUGGUAAAAUUAAGGUACAGAGUAUUAAAUAACACCUAAGGUCAGAGCCUCCCUGAAAACCAGACAGUUUGGGUCCAGAAUUUAUGUUCUUGACCUACCAAGGUUUACUGCCACUCCUCAGCAAACCUGUUGAUGUUUGCACAUUAAUAGUUGUACGCAAGAAACUCAGAUUUAGGUUUUCUUUCUGAGUUUACGUUGAAGUUUUUCAAAAUAGAUCAUCUUUUGUAACUCUGCAAAGAUCUUAAAGAUAAUUGAAUGUGUUAGGUAAUGGAGUUCAUAUUUAUAUUUAAAGCAAUUGAUUUUACUUAGUUUUACUUACAGGAUGUCUGUGUAUUGGCAACAACAAAAGUUCCACAAAGCCAGUCUUUUUUUAAAUGAAAUAUAAUUUUCUGCCAACAAAUAUUGAAUAUGUUUAUUUAACCAUUGGUUACUUGUCUAUUUAAAAAAAACAGUUUCUGGAAUUUGUUGCUUCAUCAGACAUUGAGUAUUAAUAUGUGCAGCCUUCAGCUAGUCUUGUGGAAAGCAAUUUCCUGUACUCAGUGUCAGGAAAGCAAUAAGCAUAAAAGCCUGGCAUUCUGGGAGUGAUGGAAAGACCAAGCUGCAAACAAGAGAGCAAAUGAAACUGAUAACCAGACAUAUACCAGCCCUGUGCACACCCCUAAGUAGAGACAGGCCGUCAUCAUUCAGAAACAAAGGAGUGCUGAGACGAAUGUGGCAAAAUUGCAGUUCUUCUCCAGGUGUGAGUCAGCAUAGAGAGGAUGGCAGGACACAUACGGUCCAGCUUCAUAAAUGUUUUAUUGGAUUUAAUCUCCUCUGGGUCAUUAUAAUCUUUCAUCAGGCCUUGCUUCACUGCCCUCAGCAUUUCUAGCUCCCUGUUAUUUCUUUAGUAUCUUUUCCCACCCAGUAGAAUAUGAGCUUGGCAACAUAUAAGACUUUGUCCCAGGCACAACACAUAAUAGGCAUUCGGUAACUAUUGAAAAGACCAUUAAGUUAAUUAUGUUGUAACUUUAAGACCUUCCAUUUUAGUUUUAAUCACUAUAUUUAGUUUUUAUUACUAUAUUCAUAAUACCAUAGGGAGGGAAAUGUGAGAGGUAGAUAGGCUGAUGUCUCUCUGCAGGGGUUGGGGGGCACCUCACCUCAGUCCAGGGCAGAGCUCAGACACACCAUCCCUGGGAGGUCAUCAAGACCACCAAAGAUGAAAGGAACCUAAGGCACCCCAGACAGGGCAAAGCCUCUAAGACCAUCCCUGCUCAGAAAAAAAAUGAGGAGGCAGGCAGGGCUAAGCCCUUUAAACUCCUGAUCGGCAGUUAGAUUAGGGAAGCUAGCUUGAUUGCCCUGUAAAGAGAAACUUGUUUUCCUCUCCUCUUGUCUAAACACUUUAUCCUUAUCUGGUGGUGUUGACAACUCUGCCCUAUAUGUUCCCGAUUACCUACCCAUUUCCUCUUUACCCAGUUUUCCUGGGGCCUUGGGAUUCUUCUAAUCCUAUACUAGAAUUUUGGCACCUUUUCGUUUUGCAUAUGUGCUUUGUGUUAGGGAUCAAUAAAAGGUUUCUGGGAAGUCAGAGAGCUGCUGCACUUCCUCAUUCUACCACCAGGUGUGUGAGUCCAUGUGCGCCCUCUCCGGCCUCCCUGGGAAGUCAGAGAGCUGCUGCACUUCCUCAUUCUACUACCAGGUGUGUGAGUCCAUGUGCGCCCUCUCCGGCCUCCCUGGGAAGUCAGAGAGCUGCUGCACUUCCUCAUUCUACCACCAGGCGUGUGAGUCCAUGUGCGCCCUCUCCGGCCUCCCUGGGAAGUCAGAGAGCUGCUGCACUUCCUCAUUCUACCACCAGGUGUGUGAGUCCAUGUGCGCCCUCUCCGGCUCCCUGGGAAGUCAGAGAGCUACUGCACUUCCUCAUUCUACCACCAGGCGUGUGAGUCCAUGUGCGCCCUCUCCGGCCUCCCUGGGAAGUCAGAGAGCUGCUGCACUUCCUCAUUCUACCACCAGGCGUGUGAGUCCAUGUGCGCCCUCUCCGGCCUCCCUGGGAAGUCAGAGAGCUGCUGCACUUCCUCAUUCUACCACCAGGCGUGUGAGUCCAUGUGCGCCCUCUCCGGCCUCCCUGGGAAGUCAGAGAGCUGCUGCACUUCCUCAUUCUACCACCAGGCGUGUGAGUCCAUGUGCGCCCUCUCCAGCCUCCCUGGGAAGUCAGAGAGCUGCUGCACUUCCUCAUUCUACCACCAGGCGUGUGAGUCCAUGUGCGCCCUCUCCGGCUCCCUGGGAAGUCAGAGAGCUGCUGCACUUCCUCAUUCUACCACCAGGCGUGUGAGUCCAUGUGUGCCCCUCUCCCGGCCUCCCAAAUUUUGUACAUUAAGGUGGUGCAGAGUCUCGUUAUUUUCCCUCAGGUUGGGGCCCACAGCAAACCCCGACAGAAAACAACUUUUUAAGAACCUAUUUUACUACUCUCUCAAUAGUCUUACAUUGUCAGAAGGUAAUUUUGGUUUUUUUUCUUGAUGUUUUAAAAGCUUAGAAAGAGUCAGGAUUAAACAUAUCAAAUAUGACUAAGUACAGUCAGUCCCUACGUUGCAAACAACCCGACUUAAUAGCAUUUCAUACUAUGCACAGGCCCCCCAUAAGGAUAAUUUAUAAUUAAAUAAUCACAUUAAUAAUUACUAGUUUCUUCCACGCAUGUGCACGGACUUGCAUGGCAUAAGUGGUUUAUUGGCGUAACAUCUUUACCCUACCAGCUGAUCUCAUGGUUUACACGGCCACUUGUACACACUGACACUUUUGUCCAAAUUUUUUUAUUCAUUUCCAUGAGUUGAUGUUUCUACCCUUAUGACCAUGCUUCCACAGUGAAAGUCCGCUGCAAGUCCAGGUGAGCCUGCAGUAAAGAGAAAGGUGAUAACAAUGGAAAUAAAGUAUAAAUAAUUAAGCCUUUGGAGAAGGGUCAGAUGCCAUCAUUCAGUGGGAAAGCGUUAGGCUUCAGUCAACUUGACGAUCGGAACAAUUGUAAAGGAUGAAGUGGGAAUGAUGCAACAUGUGAACAGCAGUGUUCUGAUGAGAGCAUCAGUUAUUACUAAGCAGCAUAGUGGAUUAAUUAUUGAAAUGGAAAGGGUUAUCACUGAUUUGGCUAGAAAAUCAAAAUAAGUAACAUUCCUAUUAACCCGGAGUUGAGGCAACAUUAGGUAAGUGUUAACCUUUAAUAUUCUUUUGUGAGAUUUCUUCUAUCUCCUAUCUAAACUUUUUGUAUGAGUUUGUUUUUAUGUUCUCUUUGUUUAAAUUAAAGAGCACAAUAGUUUUUGUAAGUUAUUACUAUAGUACGAGGGUAUUAUUAUUACUACAGUUUUACACUAUGUUAUUAUGACCACAUAUGUGUCAUUGGAGUGUUGUUAUCAGUACCAUGUAUGUACGGUUCAACAGGGAUCUGACUUACAUACAAAUCCGACCUAAAGGUGUUCUUGGGAAUGUAUCUCAUUUGUAACCCUGGGAUCACCUGUAUAUAAGUGUUUUUGAAAAGUUAAUAUAAGAUUCUGUAGUUCUGUAUGUUUGCCUUUUACCACCCAUAAUCUGCACAAUAACUGUACUUAGACCUUUUCCAUGGUCCACUGACCCCUUGCUGCUUCCAGAUGCUUGUGAAUAUAAACAGUUAAACGUGCACACACCUUGUCAAGUGGGUUUUGCAGUUCACUUGAAAUCCAAUAAGUAUUCCAUGUUAUACUCUGGAAGAAAGACUCAUCCCCUCCCAGCCCACAUCACCCUUAUUAGAUUGUUGACCUCUAGUCUAAUAGUCUGUUCAAGUUUCUUGAUCAUCUUUACUUUCAUUUGUUUAUAAAAUGAAGCUGGUCAACAUCUUAAGCUGGUAAACAUCUUGGUUUAAUGUAAUGAGACAGGGCAAGUUCUUUGGAUAAAAGUUAAUCUUCAAAUAUAACAUCUGUUUUUCCUCUC